AAAUGGAGAAACGAUUUGAAGGGAAAGUGGUGAUUGUUACAGCUUCUACACAAGGUAUUGGAUUUAGCAUAGCUCAGAGACUUGGAUUUGAAGGUGCUUCUGUUGUUAUCUCCUCUCGCAAACAGGAAAAUGUAGAUGAAGCAGUAAAGAAACUGAGAGAUGGAGGAAUUGAAGUGUUGGGAUUAGUAUGUCAUGUCUCAAAUGCACAACAGAGGAAGAAUUUGAUAGACAAGACCAUUCAGAAAUAUGGGAAACUAGACGUGGUUGUGUCAAAUGCCGCUGUCAAUCCUUCAGUAGAUGCAAUAUUAGAAACUAAAGCAUCAGUCAUUGACAAGCUGUGGGAUAUCAAUGUCAAGGCCGCUAUACUAUUACUACAAGAUGCAGCUCCAUACCUUAACAAGGGUUCAUCAGUUGUUCUGAUUUCCUCAAUUUCUGGUUACUCCCCACCAGCUUCAAUGGGUAUGUAUGGGGUAACAAAAACUGCACUACUCGGACUUACCAAGGCUCUUGCAGCUGAAAUGAGUCCAGAUACUCGUGUAAACUGUGUAGCACCGGGUUUUGUACCUACACAUUUUACUGAUUUCAUCACAAGUAAUGAACAAGUGAGGAGAGAUAUUGAGGGUAAGACAUUACUCAAUAGGCUUGGAACAACACAAGAUAUGGCCGCUGCUGUUGCUUAUUUGGCUUCUGAUGAUGCUUCUUAUGUAACUGGAGAAACUCUGGUUGUUGCUGGAGGAAUGCCUUCCAGACUUUAACUUCUCUAUUGCAGUGCCUC
Molecule: messenger RNA, 775 nt
Organism: Solanum verrucosum
Lineage: Eukaryota; Viridiplantae; Streptophyta; Magnoliopsida; Solanales; Solanaceae
Product: tropinone reductase-like 3
Exons: 6
Coding region: 3-755 (250 amino acids)
Molecular function (GO): oxidoreductase activity
Source: RefSeq, a predicted model, not a curated record